AUGCCCAAGGUCGACGUCACCGCCUGCGCCCUGGCGUUCCGCGACGAGAUCAAGAAGGAGAUCGAGGUCCGCGUGGAGGCGGGCGGCCCACGGCCAAAGCUGGUUGGCAUCAUCGCCAACAAGGAUGAGGCGGCGGUGAUGUACGCUCGGUGGACGGAGCGGGCGUGUGCUCGCGACGGCAUCCAGUACGAGCUGCGUCAGGUGGAGCGGGUGGAUCUGGAGGACGCCGUCAUCGAGGCCAACGAGGACCCGGCCGUCAACGGCAUCAUUGUCUACUAUCCCGUCUUUGGCGGCCCGAUUGAUGACUACCUGCGCGACGUCAUCUCUGUGGAGAAGGACGUCGAGGGCCUGAACCACCGGUACCGCUACUCGCUGUACCACAACAUCCGCGUGCUCUCCGACCUGGGCAACCGGAAGGCCAUCCUCCCCUGCACACCCCUCGCCAUCCUCAAGAUCCUCAACCACCUCGGCGCCUACAAGCAGGAGCUGCCCGUUGGCGAG
This is a messenger RNA of Emiliania huxleyi CCMP1516, 501 nucleotides long. RefSeq lists its product as hypothetical. The transcript has a single exon. NCBI's taxonomy places the organism in Eukaryota, Haptophyta, Isochrysidales, Noelaerhabdaceae. Gene Ontology annotation, molecular function: methylenetetrahydrofolate dehydrogenase (NAD+) activity; methylenetetrahydrofolate dehydrogenase (NADP+) activity. Gene Ontology annotation, biological process: purine nucleobase biosynthetic process. Gene Ontology annotation, cellular component: cytosol. The record is from RefSeq and is a predicted model, not a curated record. The annotation marks the transcript as partial.